GCUUUCUGGUCACGUGGGGGCCACGCUGCGGCAGCCAAUUGGCUGCGGCGCGGUGAGGGCGGGGCGCGGCGUUGCCAUGGGGACGGGGCCCGGCUCCCCUGACGGCCUGAGGCGCGGUGGGCCGGUAACAGCGGCGGUGGCGGCAGCUGCGGCAGGGGUGGGCCCGGGGCGCUGCCUGGCGUCUGCGGCGGCCGUUACUGUGUGGCAGACCCCCGCCCAGACUGUUGCUGCAUGAACCUCCCUGUCUCGCCCUGUCUGUGUUCUGCCACUUUAUUUUGGACAGUGAUGCGUGUGUGCUGGCUUGUGGGGAAAGAGAAAUGCAGUCAGCGAAUGAAACUGCCACACUUGGAAGCAGUGGUAAUUGGGCGUGGCCCAGAGACUGGGAUAACAGAUAAGAAGUGUUCACGGCAGCAAGUUCAGUUAAAAGCAGACUGUAACAAGGGGUAUGUCACAGUUAAGCAGAUAGGAGUCAACCCAACUAGUGUUGAUCUUGUGAAUAUUGGCAAAGGUGAAGAGGUGAAAAUGAAGCCAGGCCAAGUUCUGCAUGUUGUGAAUAAACUUUACCCCUACACGGUGCAAUUUGCUGAAGAGUUGGGGAAAACUGUUACAGAAGCAGAAGAGAAGAUACAAACCAACAAGACGCCAUGUGAGGACUCCAGUGAGAAUGACGAUGUAGAGCUUGUGCCCAGGAAAACAAUGAAGAUGGAGGUGGCAGAUAGACAAGGCAGUUCUGCAAAUCCCAAGCUAAGCAAUAUCAGCAUAUCUCCACACGGAGGAACUUCAAGCAAAAAGGAACAUUUAGGACACUGGAGUCAGGGUCUAAAGAGCUCCAUGCAAGAUCCAAAAAUGCAGGUUUACAAAGAUGAAAAGACUGUAGUCAUCAAGGAUAAAUAUCCUAAAGCACGUUACCACUGGCUUGUCUUACCAUGGGACCCCAUUUCAAGCCUGAAGUCACUCACCAGGGACCAUCUUGAACUCCUGGAACACAUGCACGCAGUUGGGCAAAAAAUGACUGAACAGUGCCCUGACAGAGAGAGUCUGGAGUUCAGACUGGGUUACCAUGCUAUCCCCAGUAUGAGUCAGCUACAUUUGCACGUAAUCAGCCAGGAUUUUGAUUCUCCGGCCCUGAAAACCAAAAAGCACUGGAACUCUUUUACUACAGACUACUUCUUAAACUCUGAAGAUGUGAUAGAAAUGGUAAGAAGCAAGGGAAAAGUGAUGGUGAAAGAUCAUGUCUCCGAACUUCUCACGUUGCCCCUCAGGUGCCAUCGCUGCAAACAGCAGCUGUCCACUAUCCCACAGUUAAAGGAACAUCUCAGGAGACACUGGCCAAAAUGACUUUGCAAAAAAUCAUCUGACAACCUGUCUUCAGAUUUCAGGCUAAAACAAAGACCUUGAAAUGUUAGUGGACAUGGAGGUUUUUUUGUUAACUGGAAUGACAAAUGUAAUGUGGCAAAAAGAAGUGUAUUAACUUUGUAAUAGGUUAGACAAAAAAACACCCACAAACCCACAACAAAAUAAAGUGACUUGUGAAAUUGAA
Molecule: messenger RNA, 1540 nt
Organism: Chroicocephalus ridibundus (black-headed gull)
Lineage: Eukaryota; Metazoa; Chordata; Aves; Charadriiformes; Laridae
Gene: APTX
Product: aprataxin
Exons: 9
Coding region: 232-1338 (368 amino acids)
Biological process (GO): single strand break repair
Cellular component (GO): nucleus
Molecular function (GO): single-stranded DNA binding; double-stranded RNA binding; single-strand break-containing DNA binding
Source: RefSeq, a predicted model, not a curated record